Molecule: messenger RNA, 2725 nt
Organism: Elaeis guineensis (African oil palm)
Lineage: Eukaryota; Viridiplantae; Streptophyta; Magnoliopsida; Arecales; Arecaceae
Product: pentatricopeptide repeat-containing protein At2g42920, chloroplastic
Biological process (GO): RNA modification
Molecular function (GO): RNA binding; protein binding
Source: RefSeq, a predicted model, not a curated record
AAAGAGAAAGACAUGCAUCCAUCCGCCUUCGCAAUACCCUCCUCAACCUCCGUCUCCAAAUUCAUCACUGACCACACCCCUCUCUCCAUGCUAGAAACGAAGUGCACCAACAUGAGAGACCUCCACCAGCUCCACUCACAAAUAAUCAAAACUGGCCUGGCCAAAGAUACCAUAGCCAUCAGCAGAGUCCUAGCUUUCUGUGCCACCUCCCCCUAUGGUGACCUCAACUAUGCCAUGCUCCUCUUCUCCCACCAACCACACCCCAAUGCCUUCAUGUGGAACACCCUCAUCAGAGGCCUCUCCCAGAGCUCCACUCCCCACCUGGCCAUCUCCCACUUCGUCGACAUGCUACACUCACCCACACAGCCUCAGAGGACAACUUAUCCUUCCAUCUUUGUGGCCUACUCCCACCUUGGCCUAGCCCAUCAUGGCGCUCAGCUCCAUGGUAUGGUAGUGAAGCUCGGGCAUGCAUCCGAUCCCUAUAUACGCAACUCGAUGCUUUCCAUGUACGCGAAUUGUGGCCAUAUAACUGAAGCUUCAAGGUUGUUCGAUGAGUGCUCGAGCUUCGAUGUAGUGUCUUGGAACUCCAUGAUCAUGGGCCUAGCGAAGAACAGCCUCAUUGAUGAGUCGAGACACUUGUUUGAUGAGAUGUGUGUCAGAAAUGUGGUGACUUGGAGUGCUAUGAUCAGCGGAUAUGUCAGAAAUGGGAGGAAUAAGGAGGCACUGGAUCUCUUUCAUCAGAUGCAGAAGGAAGGAGUGAAGCCUAAUGCCAAUACUCUGGUGAGCUUGUUAGGUGCAUGUGCUAGUUUAGGAGCUUUGGAGCAAGGAGAAUGGAUUCAUGCUUGCAUCGAAAAGCACGGUAUCGAACUUAAUCCAAUUGUGAUCGCAGCUAUAAUAGAUAUGCACUGCAAAUGUGGCAGCAUAGAGAAGGGUCUCCAAGUAUUCGAGAAUGCCUCAAUGAAAGGGUUAUCAUCAUGGAACUCUAUGAUUUUAGGCCUAGGAGUUCAUGGGCGUUUCCAAGAAGCAAUUCAGCUAUUCUCCAGGCUUCAAUCCUCUGGCUUAAGACCGGAUAACGUUACCUUUGUUAGUAUUCUAACUGCUUGCAACCAUUCAGGCAUGGUGGAUGACGCAUGUGUCUAUUUUUCGCUAAUGAUCGAUGCCUACAACAUUGAACCAGACAUUGAGCAUUAUGGCUGUAUGGUUGAUAUGCUAGGCCGAGCGGGGCUUCUCGAAGAGGCCGAAGAGUUGAUUCUAAGAAUGCCAAUGAAACCUGAUUCUAUUAUAUGGGGAUCAUUGCUCUCAGCUUGUAGGAUUCAUGGGAACACUAAGAUUGGUGGACGGGCUGGGGCACGGAUCAUGGAAUUGGAUUCUGGGGACAGCGGCGGGUAUGUGCUUCUGUCGAACACCUUUGCAGGGGCUGGGGAAUUCAGUGAUGCGAUGAGCACAAGGACAAGAAUGAAGGAGAAGUGGGUGAGGAAAGAACCAGGGUGUAGUAUGAUUGAGGUGGAGGGUGUGGCACAAGAGUUUGUGGCUGGUGGAGUGUUGCAUCCCAAGGCCAAAGAAAUUUAUGAAGUAUUGGAUGGGCUGGCUCUGGAACUAGGAAGCAUGGCUUAGAGGGAUAAAAGGACAAAAUUUGAAUUGCUUGUGAGUUGCCAAGAGAUGGUCAAGCAAGGCAGUCAUUGAUUCUUUUCUUCUUAUUGUUGUGGUUGUGCACUGUAAGGUAGUCUGAGGGUGUUGCCAGAAAAACAGAAAAGGCAGUCUGAGGAAAAUUUAUGCUUGGACUAAGGUUGUCAGGCUCUGCUUUGAAGAAUUAUAGCAUUAUUAUGGCAGCCAGAAAUUUAUAUCAGUUCAUCAUGUGAGAAGGCUCUGAGAGGGAAAGUUAUAAUAAGUUGAUCAUGGGUUGAUACAAAUAGAAGAUUUGGCAGCAUGGCCUGAGUUUAGUCCAGUAACCAAAAACACACAAACCUUUCAGCAUGGUCAGUUUGAUGCUAAUAAUCUAUAAUUUCCUCAAGAAAAAGCUAAUAAUAUUUUGAUUAAUUCCAUUUAGAGCUCUCUCUCUUUGAGGUUCACUGGUAAUUUUUUUUUUCUCAAAACUUUCUUACAUCUUUUAGGUCUGUUUGAUAUUAUGUUUGUGAAAAUAGGGAAGCCAGGAUUGGAAUAUCAUUCGGUUAUAUAUAUAUUUUUAAUUUUUUUAAAAUAUAUUUUUAAAUUUUUUAAAAAUAUUUUUUUCAAAAUAAUUUUUAUUUUUAUUUUUAAAAUAAAAACAAUCUAUAACUAUCAUCACCACCUAUGUCCCUAUCUUUACCAUCAUCUUUAUUAACCUCCUACCAUUGCUCGUCACUGUUAUUCAACUAUCCACCAUCAGCAUCACGACUUCCACUAUUAUACUUUAAAUAAUUUUUAUUUUUAAUUUUUAUUUUAAAAUAUAAAAAAAUAAUUUUAUUUUUAUAAAAAAACUUGAAAAUUAAAAAUGAUGCUAAACGUGGACUUGUCCAACUGUUAAAUUUUCAUGUUGCAUCUCUUCCCAUACUUUCUGAAGAAGCGGGCCUAUAUAUAAUAACAGAAUCUACAAUAUUGGCAUAGAGCCAUAUGUAGAGAAUCUUUAUUCGCAUUCCCUUACAACCCAAUCAUCACAUAAUUCCCGAGUCGUAGGGCCUAAACACCCCAAUCUUUCCCAGCGUUCCACUCCAAUCCGUGGCAAAUUUCUGUUAUCAAAAAAAAAAAA